Talaromyces atroroseus is the source of this 1005-nucleotide messenger RNA. RefSeq lists its product as hypothetical. The coding region runs from base 1 to 1005 and encodes 334 amino acids. Gene Ontology annotation, biological process: pantothenate biosynthetic process. The transcript has a single exon. Gene Ontology annotation, cellular component: cytoplasm. Gene Ontology annotation, molecular function: 2-dehydropantoate 2-reductase activity. NCBI's taxonomy places the organism in Eukaryota, Fungi, Ascomycota, Eurotiomycetes, Eurotiales, Trichocomaceae. The record is from RefSeq and is a predicted model, not a curated record.
AUGUCCUCGACGACACGACCAAGAUAUCAAAUUUGUCUUAUCGGUUCCGGUGGCGUUGGCACAAUUGCAUCGGUUGUGCUGACAAAAUCUGGUCUGGCUUGUGUAACUACUGUUCUUCGUUCCAAGUACAACUACGUUUCACAGCAUGGAUGGAACAUCGAAUCUAUCGACCACGGCACGCUCCACGGAUGGAAGCCACACCGCCUAGUAAGCUCAGCUCGUGAUGCUGCGACUGACGAGAACGGAGAGCCAAUAGAAUACGACUACGUAGUGGUGUGUACGAAACAAUUACCCAAUAAAAGCCCUGUCACAGACAUGAUAUCAUCGGUGAUGACGCCUGGGAAAACAACAGUGGUCAUGAUACAAAAUGGCAUGGGAAUUGAACAAGAGAUAAUCAGCAUGUGGCCAGAAAACGCUGUUAUGAGCAGUGUUAGCCAUAUCGGGAGUUCAAUCAAAGAGCCCAACGUCGUGCUUCAGAUUGGAAAGGAUGUUUCGAAAAUGGGGCCACAUUUUCACGACGGACUGGACGAUGCUAAGAGCAGGGAAAGAGCCAAGGCAUUCGUACAAAUGUACGUCGCGGGGGGCUGCAGCGUCUGCGAACCGGUGGAUGAUAUCCAGGUGGCGAGAUGGGAGAAGCUGUUGUGGAAUGGGACCUUCAACACUGUCUGCGCCUUGAUGAGAAUGGACGUUGGUGAAGUUCAGAGAAGCAAAGGAAGAGAAACGCUGCUUGUUCCUAUGAUGUGGGAAAUCUGGCGAAUUGCAAAUGCUGCAGGCCAUCAUAUGCCGGAAUCGAUUGUUAGCUGGAUGGCAUAUCGACUUCCGGACGACUGCAGUUAUCGGCCAAGUAUGCUAUUGGACCUUGAAAACGGGCGCCCCAUGGAAUUGGAAGUUAUUUUAGGAAACCCGCUGAAGACAGCGAAAGAGCUGGGAGUGGAUGCGCCAAUCAUGACUACAGUCUAUAAAUUCCUUAAGCUAGAGGAGUGGAAGAUUGACCAGAAAAUAUAA